AUGUGGCACAUGUUUGAUGGCACGUUGGACGGCAACUUUGAUGCCCACGUGGUUCAGCUUGGCAUGUCGCCGCGAUCUUUCACUGCCGGCCCAUCGGCGGCAAUCGUCCGAAGAAACGAACCCGAGCACUCCGAAUUUCAUUCUGGUAGUGAGAAAAAGCGGCCUGCUAACUUCAAUGCCGUCCUAAGAUGCGAGCUGUGCAAGCAAAGAAAGGUGAAAUGCGAUAGGGGACAGCCUUCCUGUGGUUGGUGUAAGCGGAACUCGGUGCUCUGCGAGUAUCGUGAACGGAAAAAGCCUGGUCUGAGAGCCGGUUAUGGCCGGGAGCUGGAACAACGUCUCGACAAACUCGAGGAGAUUAUCCGCUCUCACUCGGAGAUUCUCCAGACCUCCUUUUUGAACAACGUCCCACACAACUCCCAGAGCGCUCCGAGCAUGCGUAACAGUGGCCCGAGUCUUCCCAGCGACCACGGUACUUCACCACGAGACCAUGCGCCCCUCUUCCGGCAGAACGACCCCAUGCGCACUCCCCAGGCUGAGACAGCCUUAUUCCUGCAGAAGCCCUCUUAUCCUGCGGUUUCACAGGGGAUGGAGUUCGGCUUACCGCCUCCGACGCCAUCUAUCCAUGACGGCUUCCAGUCUCAGAUGCCCAUGACCGGCAUCUCCCCUCCCAAUGGGCUCCCGAGCUUGCAACAAACCUCGGCAGCUCAGGAGUUCUAUGGAAAUGGACAGGCCCUUCCCUCGCCUGGUCUUCACGUCGCCCAGAGCCAGACGCAGAUUUCCACGGAUCAACAUCUUCCUCCGUACGAUCUGCUGUAUGCUUUGGCUGAUCUGUACUUCAAGCACAUCAACACUUGGUGUCCCAUUCUCCAUCGGAAGACGACGCUGGAUUCUUUAUUUGGACCGUCAACCCUGGACGAUACAGACAGGAUUCUGCUGCAUGCCAUAGUUGCCACGACUCUUAGAUAUUCCACCGAUGCCAGGCUGACCGAGGAGAAGCGAAGCCACUACCAUGAUGUCUCAAAACAGAAGGUCUUGCUCUACGGAAUGCAAAACUCAUCCGUCAAGGCUCUUCAAGCUCUUGUCAUCCUCGCUCUAGACUUAGUUGGAAGCAGUAACGGCCCUCCAGGGUGGAAUAUCAUGGCUCUAAUCACCCGCUCCGUCGUACAGUUAGGCUUGGCUGUGGAGAGCACCUCCUUUUCGGUAUCGCCAAAUUACGCAUCCAUUUACACAUUAAGGGCCAUGACGUUACCGGAACCCAGGGACUUCAUCGAGGAUGAGUCGCGGCGCAGGCUGUUCUGGAUGGUCUAUUUGUUGGACAGGUACGCUACCAUUGCCACGGCAUUCGAGUUCGCACUCGACGACAAAGAGAUUGAUCGGACUCUACCCUGCCGCGAUGAUCUGUGGAUCAAGAAUCAGAAGGUAGAAACAAGAUGGUUCCAGACUCAAGAUCACCCGUCGGAUCUACCAGACCAUGACCUGAAUAAGCCCGAGAACCUGGGUGCCUUCUCCUAUUACAUCGAGAUCCUAGGCAUUCUGUCAAAGGUGCAUAAGUUCUUGAAGCAACCUGUGGACAUUAGCGCUCUGGGAGACGUGGAAAAAUGGCAGAUGAGGUACAAGGAACUCGACAACCUGCUUACCUCAUGGAAGUUUGGCCUGCCGGGCGAGUACGGCAACAUGGCUAGGCUGUUCCAGCCGGGAUCUAGCAAAACAUUAAACGCUGGAUGGGUGAUGCUACACGCAACCUACCACACAGCAGUCAUUCGGCUGCACUCUUCAGCAGCCUACCCGACCACGCGGUCCCCUAUAUUUACUCCCUCUUACAGCGCGAGCCAACGCUGCCAUGGCGCAGUAGAGAAUAUAGCGGCCUUAGGCGAGUUCGUAGUUCAGAAUGGACUGCUGACCAAGCUCGGACCUCCUUUUGCAUUCACCUUGUGGGUAGCUGCCCGGCUCUUACUGGUCCACGGCUCAACAGUCGAGCACAAGCUAGCUCCCCAAAUCGCCUUCUUCGUCGACACGCUUCGGGAAAUGGGAAGAUAUUGGCCCGUCGCGGCACGGUACUCCGAGCUCCUUCAACGCGUCCUCGACGAACACAGCGACAGCGAACGCAGUAUGGGCACGACAGGCGAACGCGUCACGCCAUCAUCGGUCCGGAUCCUCGCUGACAUGCGCAGGACGGCCUUCGAUCUCGACUUUCUCAUCAGCCGCCAGCCACGUCACCACACGGGAGACCCGAGUCGCAUACCUAGCGUGACGCCCGCGCGAACCCCGGCGCCGAAUGAGCUUGAGUACUUGGAUGUGUUUGAUUUUUUCAAUGUUCCAAGACUUCCGUUUAAUAAUGAGGUUCAAGCUCAAGCUGCUGCUCAUCAUCAGAACGAGCAGCAGAACGGAAAUGGGAACGGAAAUGGGAAUAUGGAUGCGAUGCACGCGGAUCCGCCUCCGGCAACGCCUGGCCAUUCUGGGGCGAAUGAAUAUAAUAUCACGAAUUUCAUGGUGGAUGCGAGUAGUGAUUGGCUGUUCAAACAGUCGAGGCAGGGGUAG
Messenger RNA from Pseudomassariella vexata, 2538 nucleotides. Its product is annotated as fungal-specific transcription factor domain-containing protein. The transcript has 2 exons. Lineage: Eukaryota; Fungi; Ascomycota; Sordariomycetes; Amphisphaeriales; Pseudomassariaceae. Gene Ontology annotation, biological process: DNA-templated transcription; regulation of DNA-templated transcription. Gene Ontology annotation, molecular function: DNA binding; zinc ion binding; DNA-binding transcription factor activity, RNA polymerase II-specific. Bases 1 to 2538 code for a protein of 845 amino acids. Gene Ontology annotation, cellular component: nucleus. The record is from RefSeq and is a predicted model, not a curated record.